This is a messenger RNA of Gadus macrocephalus (Pacific cod), 3186 nucleotides long. RefSeq names its product ceramide synthase 3b (gene cers3b). The transcript has 11 exons. Gene Ontology annotation, biological process: ceramide biosynthetic process. The record is from RefSeq and is a predicted model, not a curated record. Gene Ontology annotation, cellular component: membrane. The coding region runs from base 230 to 1375 and encodes 381 amino acids. Gene Ontology annotation, molecular function: sphingosine N-acyltransferase activity; DNA binding. NCBI's taxonomy places the organism in Eukaryota, Metazoa, Chordata, Actinopteri, Gadiformes, Gadidae.
GCUGCAUGAGAUAACAUGCAGGCAAAAGACAUGGCCUACGAUCGCUGGGGCUCAGUUACAGUAAUGGGAUGACGUUGAUGACUUAAACAACACAUGUGGUAUAAUCAGAGCAGUGAUAACAACCUGAAUGUAAGCCAGAGACCAAGAGAUAAAGUGACACACACGCACUCAAACACUCACGCAGAAAACAGGCGCAGCCCGUUUGUUCACCGCAGCAGCCAACACAGGCAUGUUGGAGCAGGUCAGCGAGUUCCUAUGGUGGGAACGCCUGUGGCUUCCCCAAAACGUCUCCUGGUCUGACCUCCAGGACGGCGACGGACUGGUCUACGCCAGACCCUCCCACCUGUACCUGGCCCUCCCAUGUGCCUUCGCUCUACUCCUUGUGAGGUACCUCUUUGAGAGCUAUCUGGCGUCUCCGCUGGCUGAGGCAUGGGGGAUCAGAGAUAGGCGUCGUCUGCCACCAGAGCCCAGCUGCGCGCUGGACGCCUACUUCCGCCACACGUCACACUGCCCUUCACAGGCUGAGGUGAGGUCGCUGUGCAAGAAGACAAGCUGGUCCGAGCGGAGGGUUCAGGUCUGGUUCAGGAGACGGAGGAACCAGGACCGGGCCGGUCUGUGCAAGAGGUUCUGUGAGGCCAGUUGGAGAUGUACAUUCUACUUAUUUGCCUUUCUUGGAGGAAUCCUUGCCCUCUACGAUAAACCUUGGCUUUACAAUCUGAGAGAUGUUUGGGAAGGCUUCCCGAAACAGUCGAUGCUGCCAUCUCAGUACUGGUAUUACCUGAUGGAAAUGGGCUUCUACCUCUCUCUGCUCCUCAGUCUCACAUUUGAUGUGAAGCGCAAGGACUUCAAAGAGCAGGUUGUCCAUCAUAUAGCCACCCUGACGCUCCUGGCAUUCUCUUGGGCUUCGAACUACAUCCGCAUCGGAACGCUCGUCAUGGCAACCCAUGACAGCGCCGACAUACUGUUGGAGGGUGCAAAGAUAUUGAACUACGCCAAGUGGAAGAGAUCUGCCGACACCAUGUUUGUGGUGUUUACCUUAAUCUUUGCACUGACCAGAAUGGUCAUUUUACCUUUUUGGCUCAUACACUGUACGUGGGUGUAUCCGGUGGAGCGCUUCGAGCCUUUCUUUGGCUACUACUUCUUCAACGCCAUGCUGGUGGUGCUGCAGAUUCUCCACUUCUACUGGGGGUUGCUCAUAUCCAAGAUGCUCUACAAAUGUCUCUUCAGCAAGCUGGAAGGCGAUGAAAGAAGUGACGAGGAAGAGGAGGACAGAAGUGAUGAGGAAGAGGAGGGCAGGGAGCCACCGAAGAAGGAGAACCAGAGGCUGGAUCACACAACCAGCUGUCGGCCCAGAGGAUGGGCCAACGGAAUCUGACCUAGGCGGACAGUUGUGGAUUGAGACACAGAUACAUGACAAUGAAUAUGGAUUACUGUGGAAAGGGUGUGCCUCCAAUGAGAUUCAAACUGCAUAGAUUGCAAUUUCCACUGCUUUUCCAUACGUUUCUUCUGGCCAAGAUUCACAUUUGAUUGUAUAGGCGUAAUGCAAUACUUAAUAAUUCAAGGAGAAAACAAAAAUAUGUCAUACUUAAGAUUAACACGCUUUAUGAAUGCGUGUGUGGGCUCAACACGCCCCCUGCCCUACGCAUUAAACACAUCGCUGCUCAGACGGAGCAUCACCAAUCACCAUCCACACACACCGGGUUGUUGAUCCUGGACAAACGCUGCAACGUCAUCAGGUCAGAACAUCAGAUCAGAACAUUAAUCAGAAGAUCAAAUCAGAAGAUCAGAUCAGAACCUCCGAUCAGAACAGCUUACCGUCUGAACAACCCCAAAGUCCUUAGAUGCCCAAUGUCAACAAACUGAUAACAAUGCCAUCAAUAUUGCUUAAGGACAUGAGCAAUUCUCAAACAUAAACCACAAUAAAACUGGAUUAAACUAAACAGGCGGUUGCUGUGAUGAUAAAUUAAGGUGACAGUUUUGCUGAAAUAAAAGUUGUGGUUUGGCAGUCCAUGUAUCAACAAAUGAUCUGGGGUCUCAUUUAUAAAACUGUGCGUGGGAUCGCUACUAAAAGUGUACGUACGCCCAAAAGCCAAGUUUUGCGUGCGCCAAAAAAUAUUCAGAUUUAUAAAACCCUGCGUACGCACACCGUACGCAGGGUUUUUUAUGGCCGAUUUAUGCUCAGGUACGUAAGCGUAAGCGCAAGCGCAAGAGGCCCUUGCGCGCCCUUGCGCACCCCUUGACUUCUCACGUCUUGCGUGCGUCGGGCGAUUUUUCUAGACUUGCGUCAUUUUUUACGUAAGCUUUUACGCGAGCCGCGCAGCCUGCAAGGCUGUGAUUGGUCUGCUCGUCUGGUUACUACUUCCUGUCUGGAGUAUCACAUUUCCUGUUUUCAUACCGCCACCUACCACACGAUCUGGCACAUAAUUAUGCGAACCCUUCCACAGGGGCAAAGUGCUAUUUUGAUGCGCGACAUCAAACAGCUGAUGCGGGAUCGUGAGCCAUUUUAAUGAUCUUGUCACCCGAUAUUCGUUCUAUUAGGCCUACUGGCCUUAUUUGUUUUAGUGUUAGCCUAUUUGAAUUAAUUACGUAAUGUUUUGUGUUCACGUUCUAUGUGAAACAUAAGUGUUAGUAGCCUCUUUGAGUGAAUGAAAUUUGAAAGCGUGAGUGUGUGAAUGAAAAAUGUGUGCGUGUAUGGUGGGACUAUUUUCUGUAUUUGAUAAAUAAACCCCUUUUCUCUAAUAAUGCUGCCUACCAUAUAAUUUAUGUGGACAUUAUGCGCUAUAGCUUAAAGCCUUUGGCUAUAGGCCUACACUUAAAUAAUUAAUUCAUCUGUCAAGGCAGUAGCUGUUGUAUAAACAUUUUAUAUGGAUAUGAAUUAAUGAGUUUGACGUAAACCAAAUUAGGUAACUUGUGUAACAUGAUAACUAAUGAAUCAAAAGUCAUGCUUCCAAGUGACCAAUGUAUAUAUAUUUAUUGGUCAGUGCGCAUACCCAAUCGUAGCACAUUGUACUGGUGGGGAAACACGCCAGCAUCUGACAAAAAAUAAUCUGCCAGCUGCUCCCUGACAAGGGCCGGUUUUGGUGAGAGUCGGGAAGAUAUCGGAUGACUCGCGAAAGGAGAUCAUCAAACUUUGGCACAUAAACAAACCAACGACUCCCACAGACAAAGACGUCAUUCUCGAGGUCG